CUGACGACUAAUAUAUGGACACUCGUCGUCAAGCGCGCUCCAAGUCUAUCGCCGUUCGAAGCUUUGCACAUGCACCUCCACAGGAUUGAUCUUCGCGGAGAAGCAAGAAGGGCAGUAUGCGCGUACGCCAUGCGAGCUUUCCAUCGCCAUGGCGUCAGCAACAGCAUUCACUUUGGAUAGACUUCUCAUUCGAAUAACCUUUCAGAGCCUUCCCCUCGAACAUUGGUUCAUCGGAUCUGGCACUAUUCUUGUGGGGAUGCGCUCGAAGUUGUUAUACCUUUCGUUCAUUUACGACUCCAGGUGCGAACAUGUACGACUGCUGAGAACCCAGCUAUAGAGCGCGGCACCGAUGCUGCGCGCGUCACUGGAGUCAUCAUGAGACCCACAUAGCUCGG
Molecule: messenger RNA, 395 nt
Organism: Trametes versicolor FP-101664 SS1
Lineage: Eukaryota; Fungi; Basidiomycota; Agaricomycetes; Polyporales; Polyporaceae
Exons: 1
Coding region: 149-337 (62 amino acids)
Source: RefSeq, a predicted model, not a curated record